This is a messenger RNA of Halichondria panicea, 1593 nucleotides long. RefSeq names its product probable serine/threonine-protein kinase kinY. The transcript is spliced from 6 exons. Gene Ontology annotation, molecular function: ATP binding; protein serine/threonine kinase activity. Gene Ontology annotation, biological process: protein phosphorylation. The record is from RefSeq and is a predicted model, not a curated record. Bases 742 to 1320 code for a protein of 192 amino acids. NCBI's taxonomy places the organism in Eukaryota, Metazoa, Porifera, Demospongiae, Suberitida, Halichondriidae.
CAUUCCGCGUUAUAGGGCGUGGCUAAAACUACAAAGGAUUAUAUUUAUAGUCAGCAUGCUCAUUACCUGUCUUGACUGCUCUACAAUGUGCUGUACAUAGAAACAGUGAAAUUGAUCAUUUUUAAUGUUGAUUUUUCUAAAAAGUAAAGAGAAUUUAGCUCUAAAAAGUCGACUAAGCAACGCAGCCACUAUUACUAGACAAAUAAAUGCUAUGCAAGAAGAAAUAGCCUUUACUAUGAAGUCGUAGGAGGGACAGGCCCGUGGUGUGUCUAAAAGUAUACUAAAGCAGUUUAAAGGACUAUACUGCAAACGCUUAUGAACAGUACAGCUUAUUUAUAGCAUGAAGCCAUUCUAUGUAGCACUUAGAUACAUAAUAACCAAGUCAAGCAAUGUCCUUUGCUGUUUUGACUUCACAGGAGGGACAGAGAAAAGUUGACAUAGAGUAAUUCAAGCUAAACUCAAAAAAAUUGGAAACAGAGUAAAGACAACGGACUUAGAGCUUGUCAGUGGUAUAAGCUUACUUCUCUCAAGUAUCUCCCAGGCCCUGAGUGAUCUCUAGUGGAUAGGAGAGCUAGAAACCAGGGAUACAAAACCGUAGCGCAGUCCUCCAUGUAAUUAUUUGCGAGCGCAAUAAUUACACGGAGUGCUUCACCGGAUGUCAGUCCUUUUACAUAGGGCGUGGGCGGUCGUUUCCAAUCCCCUUUCUUUUGUAUCUCUGGUACAGACAGACACACAGAGAAAAUGUCACUGGAAACAAGGAGUUUGGUUCUCCCUGGAGAAAUGGGAUACCAUUCAACCUAUGGAAGCAUACAAGCUGGUCACAACAAGGAUGAUAACAGUGAUAUGGAUGAUGAUGAUACCAGGAGGCCAUUGUACAACAGAUCUUCAGUGGUGUCAGUGUCUUCCUUCAGUGAGCUAUUUGAGAAAGAAUUGAACAGAAGAAGAGCUGAAGAGAACGAUCGGAGUGGUAGUGACGAUGAAGACGCAGCACCGCCUCAUCAAACUAUUUAUCGACGAAGCUGUGAAGACAAGCCGAAACUUACCCUCCUGGCUCCACUCUACUUCCUGCUAAUGGUGAUUGCAGCAGUCAUCGCAUUUUACUCCAUUGAGUCGGUGAUUGUAUCGAUCAGCAUCGAGUCCGCUCAGUCCAGUACAUCACAGUGGAGGAGGACUACACCAUUGGCAUCGCUAUGUUCCCACAAGACUUUGCCAAAUUCAAUCAUAGUGUGUGAGGAGGAGGUCAAGGCGAGGAUGGGAUUGGUGGAGUGUGUCAACCACAACCUAGUGGAGCCCUACCAUCAUCUACGAGAAACACGGUGAGUAUGUUGCACAGAUGAAGUUCACUCUGCUGCUAAUGCCCAAUGGACCACAAAGACUCACCAGUGGCUCCUUUGACCCUGCAUGAGCUAGUGUCUUCACAGCUGAAACUGGAAGACCCUCCUCAACUGAAUGUAACGCUGGCUACAGUGUGCUGGUGAGCUGCAGUGAGAAGAUAGUCCAGUCACUCUCUGAGGACCCGAAGGCCUUGGCCCUCCACCUCCUGUCAGCUGGGCUCAUCACUGUGUCCAAUCUUGAGAAACCCAACGAGUAUGU